Molecule: messenger RNA, 2200 nt
Organism: Scophthalmus maximus (turbot)
Lineage: Eukaryota; Metazoa; Chordata; Actinopteri; Pleuronectiformes; Scophthalmidae
Gene: kbtbd4
Product: kelch repeat and BTB (POZ) domain containing 4
Exons: 5
Coding region: 75-1646 (523 amino acids)
Molecular function (GO): protein binding
Source: RefSeq, a predicted model, not a curated record
CUUCCGGUGACGAUCCUGGAUGCUGCUGCUGGUCCUGGAUGAUAGAAUAGUGAAGAUAAAGGCAAGCAGCAGAGAUGGAGUCCAGUGAGGAGGGGGGCCUCAGUGUCGGGGGCUCUGUGGGGGAGGAGAACUACUUCUUGGGAUACACCUUCACUGACCGCUCCCACUCCAGCCGGGUGGUGAAGAGCAUCAUGGACCUGUGCCUGCAGGACGGCCUGUUCGCUGAUGUAACCGUCAACGUGGACAGCAAGGAGUUUCACCUACAUCGACUCGUGCUCUCAGCACAGAGCAGCUUCUUCCGCUCCAUGUUCACUUCCAACCUCAAAGAGUCCCACGACCGCGCUAUUGAGUUGAAAGACGUGAGUGCCACCGUCUUUCAGCUUUUGAUUGACUACAUCUAUCACGGGACAAUCAAACUGAGGGUGGAGGAGCUGCAGGACACUUAUGAGAUGGCGGACAUGUACCAGCUGACCGCACUGUUUGAGGAAUGCUCCCGCUUCCUCUCAAGGACAGUAGAGGUCAAGAGCUGCCUGCAGGUGAUGUGGCUUGCAGACAGACACAGUGACCAGGAGCUAUAUACUGCUGCCAAGCACUGUGCUAAAAUCCACUUGACCCAACUCCAUCAGACCGAAGAAUUUCUAAAUCUGCCUUUUUGUCUGCUCUUGGACAUCAUCAAAGAUGGCGUUCCGAGCUCCCAGAAUCCAACAUUGGCAAUCGAGUCGUGGAUAAACCACAACAAGGUGGAGAGAGAGAAGUUUUCCUGUGUCCUCCAUGAAAAUCUUAAAGAAAUUGGUGAGAAUGUCCACAUUUACCUGAUCGGUAAAGAGGAGACGAGGACCCACUCCCUGGCCGUGUCACUCCACUGUGACGAGGACGAUGUGAUCAGUGUGAGUGGCCAGAACAGUUUAUGCCAUCAGAUCACUGCAGCCUGUAAACACGGAGGGGACCUGUAUGUUGUGGGGGGGUCUAUCCCUCGUCGCAUGUGGAAAUGCAACAUGCAUACGAUGGACUGGGAGCGCUGCGCCCCACUACCCAGAGACCGCCUCCACCACACCAUGGUCUCUGUCUCCAAUGAGGAUGCUAUCUACUCACUAGGGGGUAAGACGUUGCAGGACACACUCUCUAAUGCCGUCAUCUACUACACGGUGAAGGACAACAUGUGGACAGAGACCAGCCAGUUGGACACUGGCGUGUCCGGGGCCGCUGGAGUCAACUUGGGAGGUACCAUCUACCUGCUCGGAGGUGAGGAGAACGACAUGGACUUUUUCACAAAGCCCUCCCGUCUCAUUCAGUGCUUUGACACCUCCUCGCAGAAGUGUCAGAUCAAACCGUACAUGCUGCCAUUCGCCGGAUGCAUGCAUGCCGCUGUCCACAUGGAUGUGAUCUUUAUCGUGGCAGAAGGAGACUCCCUGGUGUGCUACAACCCUCUGCUGGAGAGCUUCACCCGCCUGCGCUUCCCUGAGGUGUGGAGCUGCGUUCCCUCACUGUGGAAGGUGGCCAGCUGCAAUGGCUGCAUAUAUGUCUUCAGGGACAAAUGUAAGAAAGGUGACGCGAACACUUUAAAGUUUAACCCGGCUACGUCUGUCGUCUCAGUGAUCAGAGGCAUAAAGAUCCUGCUCACAAACUGGCAGUUUGUUCUGGCCUGAACUCCUCUGGACGCUCACACUCUGCUCCACACACUCGCCACGGAGAAUCAGGGAAGACUGCUGGAUAACUUACCAUGACUUCACUGUUCAGACAUCCUGUGAGGAGACCUGAUCUAAAUGUAUUUACCCAGCUGGUUUCUGUGUCACUCAUUCCAUUCAGACUCCAGUUAAAACUGUUCAGUGAUGCGUGUGUCACUUGUGUUACAGUGUGUCUCAUUGUGAGUGUCUUAGCUGAGAAGUCAGAAAAGUUUGUGGCAGUGCUGUAACCAGUAAUGAAGUAAUCUGCAUUGUUUCCUGUGCACCGCUUGUUUGUUGAUGCGCAUGAACAACUCGAGCGUGAAAUUAACGUGACCGGACAUUCAGUUUAUUGUAUGUGAACAAGUGAAUCACGUCGGCUGAAUAUCCUCAGAUGUCAUAUUUAAAGUCAAUGUGCAUAAUCAUGAAACAUGGGAUGUUUUCUAACUUUUCAAACUUUCUUGUCUGAAGAUUGUAUUUUUUCGAUGUACAUGUUCAAUUCGAGGUGUUUACAUAAAUGUCAAAUAUAUAUCGCUGUA